UAUAAACUUUACACAAAAUGCAACCAUUAUCAUUAACUUUCACUUUAAUAACGUGUCUUUUAACAUUUCUGGUUUUAUUUUCGAUUUAUCAUCAAACAAACCCGACUUCGUUAAUAAACGACGAAGACGUUAAUUUUGACGUCGAGUUAAAAGAAAUGCCUCAAGAAAUAUUUGAAUUUUCUUUAGCGGCCGUUUCGGCGGCGUACGAAAUUUUCGAUUCAAAUGUAAAAGAUAUCGUGAAGUUCGUUGGAAACGAAUUAAAAGAAGAAUAUAAUGAUUUCGAGUGGUUUGUUAUCGCCAAUUCAAAUCGGAGUAGUUUUAAUUUAAGAGGACAUUGUUAUUUACUUUUUAACGUUAAAUUUAAAAGUAAUGUUGAUCAUUUUUUGAUUGGGAAUUUAUUGGGAUGUACGAAAUAAAAGUUUUAAAUAUA
Onthophagus taurus is the source of this 430-nucleotide messenger RNA. NCBI's taxonomy places the organism in Eukaryota, Metazoa, Arthropoda, Insecta, Coleoptera, Scarabaeidae. The record is from RefSeq and is a predicted model, not a curated record.